Messenger RNA from Pieris macdunnoughi, 1665 nucleotides. Lineage: Eukaryota; Metazoa; Arthropoda; Insecta; Lepidoptera; Pieridae. The record is from the annotation of a GenBank genome assembly.
AUGGCGAACGUUCGGGAUAGUGAUACAUCCUUGUGGCUUCACAAUAAACUCGGAAUUUCGAAUGAUUCGUGGACAACUGGUUCAAUUUGUACACAAUUAAAUGCUGAAGUAUUAAAAAAUAUCAAAGAUUGCUUCCCGGAUUUACAAACACAAGUCAAAUUGAAAUUGUUGCUUAGUUUCUUUCAUAUCCCGCGCAGAAAUGUUGAAGAGUGGAAAAAUGAACUGGAAGAGAUUAUUGAAGUGGCAGGCGUGGACUCCGACCUCUGGGUUGCUAUGCUUGCUGAAGUGCUCAAGACAUUCCCCUCUGCAGGAACCCUUAAUACAGAGAUAGCAGAGUUUGAUGAGACAAGACCAAUAUUCAGUGAUAUGAUUAAUGAGCUCAGGAAGCUAUUGGCCAAGCAUUCAGACCUUGGACUGUUACCACUUGAGUGCCUAUAUCUAAAUAAAAAUGCCUUAGUUUCAGUGGUGGGACAACAACCCAAUCCAGUGAAACAUUUUACACUAAAACGGAAACCCAAAUCUGUAGCUUUAAGAAGUGAGCUGCUGGCAAAAGCAGCUGAAGUUCAAGCCAACCAAAAGAAAGCCCAAGCUCCCACUGUACCCGUUAGAAGCAGGGGAAUGCCACGUAAAAUGACAGACACAACUCCACUAAAAGGCUUACCAUCUCGGUGGACUGCGCGACCCGUUCCACAGCCCGUACCGAGACCUACUCCGCCACCCAGGGCUGGAAUUAAGCUUCUAGAUAUCACGGAACAGCCUGCCACACAUGCCCAGAUUAAAAAGAGGAGAAAGUUAGAAAUGGAAGAAGGUGUGAAGAAACCGCCACCAUCAACUUCGCCGCCACCGCCUGACUUCAAGAACAUCAAGACAGAGGAGCCUCCCGCACCAAGCACCACCGAACCAACCACUGAGCCAGAACCAAGUGAACAGGCAUCAGAAACCACACCUCCACCAGCCCAAACGCCAGUCCAAACCAAACCGCUGGUGGUCGGCGGUGGUAAGCUGGUGCUGGCUCCAGGCAAACCGGUAUUACUCUCCACCCAGAACAUUCUCAACACAUCUGCACUAUUGCUGCAGCAGGGUGGCAAAACAGUGCUGCUACAAAACGUGAAACCCAUCGCCCAUCCAGUGCUGCCGCAACAGCAAGUGCAGCAGCAUGCUAUUGGCCAUCCGGUACAAGUUCAACAACCGGUACAACCUAUACAAACGGCGGUGGUACAACCUCAAGUGCAGCAGCAGCAACCACAACAACAGCAGCAGCAACCGCAAUUAUUGCCCCGUAGAGGACUCUCGUUAACACGCGAACAAAUGCUAGAAGCCCAAGACAUGUUCAGAAACGCAAAUCGCGUGACGCGACCAGAAAAAGCUCUCAUACUUGGCUUCAUGGCCGGCUCAAGAGACAACCCUUGCCCAAAUUUGGGCAAUAUCGUCACUAUCAAAUUAUCAGAGAAUAUCGAAAAUGUACUGCAGUCGGAUGACACCUACCUCACAAUGCUGUCAGAGAUGCACUUCCAGAUGAAUUAUAAUAAUGGCCAAUGGACGCGGCUUAAAAAGUACCGGCAUAUUGAUGGAAUGAUGCCACAAAAGAUUCCCCCGGGCUCCACUGUGAUAUCAGCCAACAACCAACAACCGGUUGUCUCCAUAGCCAACCAAAGUGUCGGCUAG